Bombus pyrosoma is the source of this 856-nucleotide messenger RNA. RefSeq names its product protein C10. The record is from RefSeq and is a predicted model, not a curated record. NCBI's taxonomy places the organism in Eukaryota, Metazoa, Arthropoda, Insecta, Hymenoptera, Apidae. Gene Ontology annotation, biological process: post-embryonic development. The coding region runs from base 267 to 608 and encodes 113 amino acids. The transcript has 3 exons.
AAUCAGUAUGUUGUUUAUCUAUUUUGACAUGUUCGAAAAAUAGUGGUGAACAAAAGUAUAUAUGACAUAUAGUUUAAAUAUGAAAAGAAAAUCACUAUAACAGGAUAAAUAAACAUAUAUUCAUGUUCAUAAAAUAGAACAAUUUCUUAAACUGUACAAUUUUAGAGAGCAAACAUUUUAUAAUUUUUAACCUAUUCUUUCAAAUAAAUCAAUAUACUUUGAAUUUACUUCGGUGUUUAUUUAAAUUAUACAAAAUUGUUUCUACGAUGACUGAUUUACCUGUUUUUACUUCGGAAGUUGCAAAAGCUGUUUUAACUGACGUUCUAACAGCAUUAAAUACUCCAGAAAAUACUCAAAAACUUGCAGAAGCUAAGGAAAACUCUGGGAAUGAAAUGCUGAAAAUGAUGCAGUUUGUUUUUCCAAUUGUAGUACAAAUUCAAAUGGAUGUUAUUAAGAACUAUGGUUUCUCAGAAGGUACAGUUCAAUUUGUGCAAUUACUCAGAGCUCUAGAAAGGGAAGACCCUGAGAUAGCACAAUUACAUAGUCAAGUUCGAUCAUAUUUCCUUCCCCCUGUUACUAUAAGUUCUUCAACUGAAGCAUCUCUUUAAGAUAAAAUAAUUUUUAUGUGCAAGCACAUUAUUAUUUUACUUUGUACUUUCUUUUUCCCUACAUAUAAAACAUACAUAGAGAUCUUUUACUGGUAUCUAACUUACAAUAGCUUUAAUUUUAUAAAUGCAUUGAAGUUUAAACAAAGUUUUACAAUUAUACUCUGAUAUAUUAUUAAUUAUAAUUUACUACACAAAAAGAUAUGUACAAGGGAUCUUCAAAUUAAAUAUUUAAUCAGAAAAAUUAAAAA